AUGAGUGUAGCCGAGCGGCUAUACUCGGGUUCUCCUUAUUUAAUAAUUAUUAUAGCCGCGCGGCUAUACCAGCCGCGCGGCUAUACGCGUACACCAUCAGACAGAUUGGCUGAUGAAGUUUGGGAAAAGGACAAUCAUAAAGUUGAAGACCUUGAAGCAGUUCAGAUGUUGCAGGACAUUUUCCUCAAAGCAGAUAACAGGGAGUUGCAAGCAGAAGUUCUAAACAGAAUGUUCAAAAUAUUUUCAAGUCAUCUUGAAAACUACAAGUCGUGCCAGCAGUUACGGACUGUUCCACUUUUCAUCCUAAAUAUGGCCGGUUUUCCUCCAUCUUUGCAGGUCAUACUUUUAAAAAUUCUCGAGUAUGCUGUGACUGUUGUGAAUUGCGUUCCGGAGCAAGAAUUACUUUCACUUUGUUGCUUGUUGCAGCAACCAAUAUCAUCAGAAUUAAAGCACGCCAUACUUUCUUUCUUUGUUAAACUUUUAUCCUUCGACCAGCAGUGCAAAAACGUCCUCCGAGAAGUUGGUGUCCUGGAAGUUUUGUUGGAUGAGCUGAAGCAGCACAAGUUACUUUUGGGUUCAGACCAUCAAAGUGGAAAUUCUAAUCAGUUGGAGAGAAAGUCCAACUCAAGCAGCUUUAAAAAGCACUUGGACAAUAAGGAUGUCAUUAUUUCAUCACCCAGACUUAUGGAAUCUGGUUCAGGGAAGCUUCCUAUAUUUGAAGUUGCUAUUGCGUGGGAUUGUAUGGUCUCAUUAUUAAAGAAAGCGGAAACUAAUGAAUCGUCUUUCCGUUUGGCUAAUGGUGUAACUGCGGUUCUCCCUUUUCUUGUGUCUGAUCUACCGGUGCUGUUAGAGUUCUUAUUCGUUCAUUACUGA
This is a messenger RNA of Prunus armeniaca (apricot), 873 nucleotides long. Lineage: Eukaryota; Viridiplantae; Streptophyta; Magnoliopsida; Rosales; Rosaceae. The record is from the annotation of a GenBank genome assembly.